AUGACUUCCAAAAGAGCUCUGGUUAUUCUGGCUAAAAGAGCAGAGGAGAUGGUGAUGGUCACCCUUGUAGAUGCCAAAAGAGAGGGACCAUAUGAUGUGAUGGUUUUGCCAGGAGGUAAUCUUGGUGCACAGGAUUUACCCAAGUUUGGUGCUGAGAGAGAGAGAUUGAAAGAACAAGUAAAUAGGAAGGGUUUCAUAGCCACCAUCUCUGCAGGUCCUAUGGCUCUAUUGGCUCAUGAAACAGGUUUUGGAAGCAAAGUUACAACACACCCACUUGCUAAAGACAAAAUGAUGAAUGGAAAUCACUACAGCUACUCAGAGAACCAUGUGGAGAAGGAUGGCCUUAUUCUUACCAGCCAGGAUCCUGAAACCAGCUUUGAAUUUGCUCUUGCUAUUGUUGAGGCACUGAAGUGGCAAGAAGGUGGCUGAUCAAGUGAAGGUGCCAUUUGUUCUUAAAGA
Messenger RNA from Choloepus didactylus (southern two-toed sloth), 459 nucleotides. Its product is annotated as Parkinson disease protein 7 homolog. Gene Ontology annotation, cellular component: cytosol; nucleus. The coding region runs from base 1 to 429 and encodes 142 amino acids. The transcript has 2 exons. Gene Ontology annotation, molecular function: protein deglycase activity. Lineage: Eukaryota; Metazoa; Chordata; Mammalia; Pilosa; Megalonychidae. Gene Ontology annotation, biological process: guanine deglycation, glyoxal removal; protein deglycation, glyoxal removal. The record is from RefSeq and is a predicted model, not a curated record.